Messenger RNA from Bicyclus anynana (squinting bush brown), 9396 nucleotides. It is a transcript of the gene dco, whose product is annotated as casein kinase I. The transcript has 8 exons. Bases 268 to 1191 code for a protein of 307 amino acids. Gene Ontology annotation, molecular function: protein serine/threonine kinase activity; ATP binding. The record is from RefSeq and is a predicted model, not a curated record. NCBI's taxonomy places the organism in Eukaryota, Metazoa, Arthropoda, Insecta, Lepidoptera, Nymphalidae. Gene Ontology annotation, cellular component: nucleus; cytoplasm. Gene Ontology annotation, biological process: endocytosis; signal transduction; peptidyl-serine phosphorylation.
AAGAAUGAACAAGAUUGAUUAGGAGGUUACAAAAAAUCCUAAAUGCGUGUGUGUAAAAGAGAAUUUGUUAAAUAAUAUUUUGUAAGAGAAAGUUGUCGUUUAUUUCAGAUUUCCGAGAGUAAACAACAAAAAAUAUUGUGGCCAAGAUAAUAUUUGUUAUAUUUUUUCCAAAGUAAAAAGUUCAGUUUUUACCAAGAUUCUGCGUCUAUCGCAAAUAUGGCCGUCCUGUAAUGAUUCGGUCGUCAGUGAUAUUAAAGUAAUUUUAUCAUGCAAAAUUUCAAAAUGGAGCUGCGCGUUGGUAAUAAAUACAGAUUAGGUCGUAAAAUUGGCUCUGGAUCCUUUGGAGACAUUUAUUUGGGAACCCACAUAGUAACAAGGAAAGAGGUAGCCAUUAAGUUAGAAUGCAAAAGGACAAGACACCCACAGUUGCACAUAGAGAGUAAAUUUUAUAAACUUAUGCAAGGGGGUGUUGGCAUUCCUGCUAUAAAAUGGUGUGGCUCAGAGGGAGACUACAAUGUCAUGGUCAUGGAGCUGCUGGGCCCUUCGUUGGAAGAUCUGUUCAACUUCUGUUCCCGUCGUUUCUCCCUCAAGACUGUGCUCCUUCUAGCAGACCAGCUCAUCACACGCAUUGAGCACAUACACUAUAAGAACUUCAUUCAUAGAGAUAUUAAGCCAGACAACUUUUUAAUGGGCCUCGGCAAAAGGGGAAACUUAGUAUACAUUAUAGAUUUUGGACUAGCCAAGAAGUACAAAGAUGGACGCACCAAUCAACAUAUCCCAUACAGAGAAAACAAAAAUCUGACUGGCACAGCAAGAUAUGCAUCAAUCAACACCCACUUAGGCAUAGAGCAGUCCCGGCGCGACGACCUGGAGUCGCUGGGCUACGUGCUCAUGUACUUCAACCGCGGCAGCCUGCCGUGGCAGGGGCUGAAGGCGGCCACCAAACGGCAGAAGUACGAGAGAAUAUCGGAGAAGAAACUGUCCACACCGUUUGACGAGCUGUGCAAAAAUCACCCGAUCGAGUUCCAGCUGUACCUGAAAUACUGUCGACGAUUGCGCUUCGAAGACCGACCGGACUACGGGCACCUGCGUCAGCUGUUCCGCAUGCUGCUGUACAGACAGGGCUUCACCUAUGACUACGUGUUCGAUUGGAACAUGCUCAAGUUUGGUGAGAUACCCUCAUUGUCUUGACACUUCACAUGUUAGCACUUCGAGCACCGACCGGACUACGGGCACCUGCGUCAGCUGUUCCGCAUGCUGCUGUACAGACAGGGCUUCACCUACGACUACGUGUUCGACUGGAACAUGCUCAAGUUUGGUGAGAUACCCUCAUUGUCUUGACACUUCACAUGUUAGCACUUCGAGCACCGACCGGACUACGGGCACCUGCGUCAGCUGUUCCGCAUGCUGCUGUACAGACAGGGCUUCACCUAUGACUACGUGUUCGAUUGGAACAUGCUCAAGUUUGGACUGCCGCGCGGCUCGUUUCCACCGCUCGACCGCACGCUCAGGCGACCCGAUCAAAAUCAAGAACAGGAAGAAACUAGCCCGGCGCCGGCCGCCACGGCGCAGCCCAGCGCCGCGGUGGCGGCCAUCUCGGAGUGGCGGUGAGGGGGCGGGGAGCGCCCCGCGCGCGCCGCCGCCGCCCGCCGCGCCACCCGCUCAUUCCUUCGCCGACAUUCGACGCGAGCGGACGUCGCCCGAUGAAUGUUCAAGUGUUUAAACUAAGGAGAAUCAAUUUUGUACGCAUUCAUGUUAAACGUUCAUAUAUAUUGUAAAUUAUUUUUAGGCAAAUCGACGAGUGGGAGACUCGGUCUCGUUGCGAUGUGAUUCCUUGAGCGUAGCGCAUCCGUUGUACUUCAUGCUCAGUUGUAUGUUAGAUGUUAAGUGUAACUUGAAUAUGUGAACAGUUGUAGCGUGUGUGUGUAUUUGUCGAUUUGUCUCGUGUCUAAUUGCAGUGUCGGUUAGAGGAGGUUCUAUUGUGUCCGUGGACGUUCGCGCUGUUUGAAAUAUACAUUUGACAAAUGCAUUUAUUUGACAAAAUCCGGCUUUCUGUAUACAAUGCUGUAUAAAAAUAUAUAUUGAAAUAUGUCGAGUGAAACCCGAUGCCUCGUAUAUAUUUUUUGUGCCAACAAAUGUACUAACAUGUUUUUGUCUAUUAUAUUGAUAUUAUAAAUCUGCUCACUUUAGUAACCAUUUUUUAUUUCGUAUUGUUGGGUGGUUCACGUGCAAUAAUAAUAAAAAUAAUAUGAAUUUGUAUUGAUUGUCUUCCAUAAUUCAGCCUCAAUGAUUGCUGUAUAAAAACUUGAACUAACACGAGUGACAGUGGAUUUUAUUUUAUAUCUUUCGAUUGAUUAAAUUAUUUUAAUUUUACAUAAAUUAUAUUGACAUUAUUUUAGUGUAAAUCGAUAAAAUCUUUUUAAUGUAAACUACUAAAAAUUUUAAAUAAACAAAAUUAUCUGUUUUAUGCCUAAGCUUUUAUAAGUAGUGGUAUUUUUUGUGCUAAUUUCCUCAUAACAUGUUGACAUGGUUUUGGGGUCCUUAUAUUAUUUACAUCAAUAUGUAUUAAUAUAUACAUAUUUCGUGAAAGUUUUAAAUGUAUGUUCGACCUAAUACAAAUUAAAGGUCAUUUCUCCAAAUAAACAAUUUUAAAUAUGAUUUCGGUCUUGAGCUAAAUAAUAAUAAAGACCAUUGUUUUUUUGACACAAAUUUCCAUUGUUUUUUUAUUGUUUAUGGUAUUUAAAACAUGGUAGUGUAGAUUGCUAAAAAAUCCUCGAUUCAGCAUAUCGUCAGUUCAAAACGUCCAGCCACUGCCAUAGUUUUUAAUUAGGUAAGAAAAUCUGAUGAAAUGAAAUAGUUAGUUCUGAGUUAGAAUUUAUAGAUUUUCAUACAGAAGUAGUUAUUGGUUCGGUUUUGGUGGAAGACAAUGCGAACUUAUAAAUCCUCUAUAUGACCGUAUAUAACACGUUUCUAAUACAAACGUUCUGUCCGUGUGCUGUAAAGCUGGGUAUACAUAUGUUGACUGUUAAAUUCACUAAUAUUACACACAUAAAGUAGGGUAUUAAAUAUCUCAGUUCGAUCCUACCUACUUACUAUAAAAUUUAUUACAAUAUUUUUUUAAUAACAUGAGUUAUAAAUUGCAACAUAUAUUUGCUGAUGGCAAAACUAUUUUAAUGUUAGUUGGAGUUUUAUCCAUUUUUAAGCAUUCACAUUAUUAUUAAUUGGUAUACAAUUUGUAGUUGGUUGUAUAUGUUUUUUUUUUUAAAUAUUAUUGUUGCAGUUCGCAUAUGUGUGCCCAGCUUAAAUAACUUUGAUCUCAUGCGAAUAACCAAAUCGUUUAGUUGUGUUAUAAGACAGAAUUUUGCACUUUAAUACAUAUUUAUUACCUUAGUUUACAAAAUACUAAUAAUAAUAAUUUGUGCAAGAUUUAAUUACAAAAUGUAAUAUUUUCAAGAAACUAAAUAAUAUAAUUAAGAAAGGUCUAAAUGUUAAAUUAAUUUAAAUACAUUAAAAAUACAUAAUGUAUAAACUUGACACACAGAAAGGCUAGCUCAUCCUCAAGUGGUUAAAAUACAUUAGUUCAGUAAAAUUCAGAAAAAAAUAAUUGAUCUGUGCUAUCUCUUCCAUAUUAUAACAAACGUCUAGUAAACAAGUAUCAAUUAAAAAGGUGGAUUCUAAAUAAUUAAAACUCCGCAUACAGUAGAUAUUGUUUUGCAAGUUCAGUGUAAGCGAUAUUGAUGUAUCAUUUUAUCUCAAAAUAAUAUAUCUAUUUUGUCAACAAUUCUAAUAAGAGUUCUAAACGAAUUAUCACAAAAAAAAAGAAACUCUAUAAAAUAAUGAGUGUUCAAACUUGUGUCCUUUUAAGAUAUCUUUGAUAUCAAUUUUGACAUAUAUUUAUACACCGUGAAGUUUUCUUCGUCUUAAACCGGAAUCCCAAAUAAUGUACCCAAUGUAUAUUAUCCAUUAGUGUUAUUGUAAAAAAAAAAAAAACAAAGUACAAUUCAAGGAGUCACGAUUGUAACAAAUUUUCUAAAAUCGAUUAUUUUAAAAUAUCCUGUAUUUUUCAACACCUACUUAUUCGCCGCUGUGAGGCUCGUCGGUCCCUUUGAGGUCAUUCACUUUAGCCUAAACUAGGUCAAAGUUCAAUGACUUCAUACCUUCGAAACAGAACUAAACGGAUGUUUAAUUUGUUUUAAUAAAUUAAAAAAUGUUUUUUCGCUAGCGUGUGAGUUUGCUAGAGGUAAUUUUUAAUAUUGAUAGGGGAUUUCUUGUAUUGAACUAAUAACCGUCGGGGCGGCUUACAGACGGUGAAACUAGCACGGUGUAUAAUUAUCUUAUACUAUUAACCACGGCUUUGUAUAUAAUGCCUAAUGUAUAAAGACGUGAAACUUAUAACACCCCUUACAUUUACGUCUGAAUUUACCAGAUAAAAACAGGUUUCACUAUUACUAUGACUACGUUGGGUUGUGCUUUCUAAAAUACAAGCAGACUUUGACCGCAUGGAAACCGUAAACCAUGUCAUUUUUACUAUACUACACGUAUAAAUCUUCUCGAGACACUAUUGUUGAAAAUCGUAUUUAAAUCUUUUGCGCAGUUGAAAAAAUCUAAGCGUACAAACGCGCGAAGCGACUUUGUUUUGUACUGUGUAAAGACUAUAUGUAUUAUAUUGUACUAAAAGUAACUAACACGUUUAUUAUAUUUGACAACUAUGUAUUUAUAUAAUUUAAAUAUAUACAUUAUGCAUACAUAGGUAAUUUGAAACUGAUUGUACAUUGUAUUGAAGAUAAGCGGUGAAUAAAAUAAAAAUCUAGACUCCUUAUAGUAUUGAUCACAUAUUACAGCUGAAGACGAAUUUUAGUAUUAAUUACUGAAUUUGUAUAAUCUAAAAUGAAUUCAAGCUUUCGAUCUGUGCAAAAAAAAUUCAAUGUGUCUUAUUUACUGAUAGGCUUACUCCAAAACGAACAAAUCAUAUUCAUAAAUAAAUAUUCAUGUUUUUAACAAUAUUUGCAUUUAAUGAACUGCAAUAUAAUUUGUGUAUAGCAUAAAUGUCGUUAUCGUUGUUGGUCGUGUGCGUGUGGACUCCGUUGGACCAUCCGUCUCUAAUAUGACUGAGAAUUAGGUUCAAUUUCAUGUAAAUAUUAAUAUUAUAUUUAAACUAGUAUUUUGUUAAAGGAUUGUAUUGAUAUCUUGGGACUAAUGUUCCGAUGUUAGGGUAUUCCAUAAGGUUUUAGUUUUUAAAACGAAGUCCAUGUUAUAUUUAGUUAUUUUUUACUAAACCUUGUUCAUCGAAAAUGUUGUACUUGCGAAUUCAACUCAAUAAUAUCGAGGGUAUACUUCUCUCGAAGUUCGAAUAUGCCUGACACUUUCGACUUCCUUGUAACUGUAAGUUUAGUCAACAGUAUUUUUAGAAUUUCAUUUUAUUUUACGUCCCUAAAACAGAACCACUUUGCUACAGCAUUUUACCAUAGAAUAGGGAACAUGCUUGUUUUUUUUAAAUAUUUAGUUGAUUGAAAUUUAAUAAUAAAUUGUUGAUGAAAUUUAUGAUUUAAAUGGUACAAGUAAAAUCCCAGUAUAAAACAUUAAAGCAUUUAAAAUACCGCCAUUUUAGUGCGCUGAGCGACUGAGGGCUAUGACGUCACAAAUGCCAACAAUUUCACUUUUCUAUUGGUGGGUACCUGGACUUAUUAUAGUGGAAAAUUACGUCACUUUUAGAACGGGCCAAUAGCGAACGUUACGCUAUUAUAUGACUUUUUUAAUAAUUUAAACUGAGUAAAUUAAAAAAGAAUUAUGGAGUAUGAUAUAUGAAUACAUACCAUAUUAAAACAGUAUAACUAAAUAUGCCUUAUGAAACAAAUCACAUGCAUAUUAUAUACCCUAUUGGAUUGGAUGUGUUGCUCAACAUUUAAAUCUAAAACAUGACAACAUGAAAGUCUUUAUAAAUUGAGUAUUUCAUAAUGUAGUAACAAAGGACGAAUGAAUGAUGACAGUGUUCUAAUAUUGGGUAAUAUUUUUGCACCUAUCAAAUAGUCCUGCUUAAAAAAAUACCCAGCUAAUUUGGUCUUGAAAGUGGUUCUGUAAUAAACAUUAAUCAACAUUUGAGUUUUAUUACAAGAGAAAUAUCAUAUUUGUAUGACCAUUGAUAUUUUGAUACUUGAGUGCCAAUGUAGUGUUGGCAUAACUAUUAACUGUUAACAUGAAAGAAUACGGUAUAUUGGAAUGUUAAUAUGCUAAUAAUGCCUACCCAAGUAUACUUUACUGUGGGCGUCGGCAGGAAGGUGCAAAUGUAUCCUUUCAGAAAGGAAAAAGCAACGAAUAUUUUGUUUUAUUGUAGUCACUAUGAAGCAGAUUUAUCAAAUUUUUGUCCUGUAACAGUUUUCUGUAAAUUUAUAGGUGUUAACAGCAUAAAAUACCAAUUUCAUAUACUAAAGUAGUAUGUCUCAUCACUAAAUUGCGGUAAAAAUAGAAAUAAUUGUAAGUAUGCAAAAUAAACAAAGUUUGAUUGCGUAUUUUCUACCUUGCUUUAAGACAUUCGCAAUUCUAAUUAUUUUCCACAAUAUCGAGACAAAGAGAGGCUUUCUAAGGUGUUGAGAUGAAAAUUACAUUUUAUUCAUAAAUGUACCUCACUGAAUAUAUUCCUGCCGGCGCCUAUUUACUUUAUUGAUAUUGUGUUACUAAUACUUAUAGACAUGUUAAUGUUAGACAAGUUAGUUUUAUAAAUCCCGUGAGAUAUGCGCUGGGUGUGAACGAAUUUAAGUCUACCGGCGUCUGAGUGUUCCAGUGCAUCGUCAUGAAGAAUGGCCAUAGUGCGUGCAACAGUGACACAGUGAGUGAUGUGCGAUGCAUUUCAAUGAACGCUACCAAACGGUGUCCUUAGUUAAGCGUCCGCUCAGACCGACCGAAGGACUUUAUCGGACUUAAUUUUGUAAAUAUUAAUCGUAACACUGAUGUCUAAGUAGUAAGUUUUACUUAGGUAAGUCAGGUACACUGUUUUUUUACAAUAUCUAUCCUAGAUAUGGAAAUAAUUACGUAACUGUUGUAGUAUUAAAGCGAUAUAUUUUUUUGCCUAUUGUCAUUCUAAUAAUAAAUAUUGAUUGCCUCUUUAUUCAUAUACUUUUCGUAGCUGAAACGUCGAUAAUGCAUAAUACCGAUGAGCAUCUGAAUGUGGUCUUAGACAUCAGUGGUCUUGACACUAAUGAUGUCGGAUAAUUAUAGAUAUUUAUUAGAAUAUGGAUUUUAUAAUACAUAUAUCAAUUCGAUACAUUUCAAAACCGAUAUGCAUCGAUGUGACUCGAUAUACUUUCACAAAAUAUCGUAUGAAAAACGAAUUGUAUUGUAAGCCUAGCAUUGUAAUAAUUAAGUUCUACCGUUUUAAUAGUGUCAAUGUAGAUGUCAAAGGUACGGCGUAAUUAUUAAUAAUGUUCUAAGGUUUUUAAACAAUCGUAAAUGUAUUAAAUAUUUAUUUUAUUUUCUGUACAAACGUAAGAUUUUCCAGAUUCAUAUUUGUAAAUUGCUUGUGCUUUGUGAAUCAGCAUCGGUCAUGUUUAUAUCUAUAUGUCCAAAAUUAUAUUAUAUUCAUACGGUAUUUUGAAUGUCGAUAUCAAUCAACGAGAUAUUAUCGUGUAUCGGAUCUGCUAAUAGACGAUGUAUCGGUACGAAAAAAUAUUGAGCAUCCGAACCUAAGGGUGGCUUUCCACUAGAUCUGUGCUAGGUUGCGCGCCCAAGCAGGCUAAUUCACGAACUUUGACGUGUUAGUUGACUAAUACGAUAUUGAAAUUCUAUGUAACAAAUGAAUCCGGUGCCUACUGACAAUGCUUCGUGGAUGUCAUACAGUAGGCCUAUGACAUUUCUCAGUUGUGAUGUGUAUUUUAAAAGGUUGUUAAUAAAGACCAACUUAGUGACUAGGUCAGCGGAAAACUAUCAAUUACUAGUGUCCGACCGAAAGUUCAAUUUCGGUUUCGGCCAAAAAUCUAGUUUCGGCGACAGUUUCGGUUUCGGCCAACAUAGGCCGAAACUUUUGCCGAAACCGAAACUGAUUUCGGAAGUAGUCUUGCACGCUCGCCUAACUUCGUAUGUCGUGGGAAAGCUUUGGCAGAUAGCUCUGUACGUAGCAACAAAACUUAGUCAGUGCGUUAUCGCUCAACAUGAACAUUCUUUAGAGGUUAUGUUUUAAUUGAACUGAUUUUUUUUAUUUUUCUAAGUACAAAUACGAAAAAAAGAAUUAAUAAGAUUUCAUAUUACCAAUACUUAGUAUUUAAAAAAUCAGUAAAAAUUACAGUACCAGUAACAUUUUGCUUUUAUUUAAUAAUUUUAUACUUGACUAACUAAAACUGAAGCCACGGCCGAAUAUUCGGUUUCGGUCGGACUGUUUCAAUAACCUAGCUAAUCCGUGAAAGUGUAUUAACCAAGUUUAUUAGUUUUUUACCAAGCGCUAACACAAAUCGUUUACAUAGUCAAUGUUUAUCCACGCAAUAAUAUCCAACAAUGUGUUGAUUGUAAAAUGAAUUCCUUUUUCAUAUAUUAAUGCACAUUUACUAAAACAAACUGAUUAUCGCAACCUAGCACCGGAAUAGUGUGAAGGCGCCCUAAUACGCAAGGGGGGAACGGAUCGGUAGUUGUAGUAUAAAGGAAUUAGGUCAAAGCUUUUAAUGGAUUUAUAAAUUCUAAAUUUAAGGCAAAGGGAAGUGUGUUCCCUCCAAUAUGUGUAUAAUGAUAAAACUAAUAUAUGUAAAAACAUAAAUAGUUCUUGUAUCUCAACGAUGUUUUACUCGUUAUGUGAUCGUGUUUUUUUAUUGCAAUCUGUGUAAUGGGCUAGUUGACACUUUUUUUUAAAUGGUCUUAAAUUGAUCAUUAGCGUUCUAUUAGAUUAAAAAAAUAUAUCAUGUUUUUUUUUGAGACGUGAUUACAUGAAAAGUUUAAUUUUAAAAUAUUUUUUUGACAAUACGAGCCAAAACGCUGUCGGCCAUGGUGGUAUAUAUUUAAACUGUUUCAUGACGUCACAUUAAUGGAUUCUUUACCAAAUGUAGCGUUUGACAAAAAUAUUAGUAUUGACGUUUAGUACAUCAAGUACCUAACAUUGUGACGUCACAAAAUGGACGACAGCGUUUUGUACGUUUGAAAAAUUCGAAAAUACGUGACUUUUAAAUUAAGUCUUGUAAGAAAUCCUUAAUUUUUAUUAAUUGAUAUCGAUAUAUUUCGGACCCUUAUUCCAUGUACUAUACGAAAUUAUUAUUUUUAUAUUAAAUUUGAAGUGAGUCAACUAGCUUAUUGUAAAUGCUGGCCCAGUGUAGCUUAGCAUAUUAAAGAUAUGCUUUGUAACAGAAAAUUCAUUAUGCUUGCAUUGUUUUCUACGUCCAGUAUGUAUGAUUCCUUUGGCACAAUAAACUAAAUAAAAUGAAA